GCACGGAUGCAGGGAUGGUGAAGCACUGAGGAGAGGAGAGGCUGGCUCCUGCAGUUGGGGUCUGGCUCCGGGUUUUUCAGCGGCCUCUAUCGCUGCCUGCCGUCAGCGCAGCAUGAAACAGAAACACUAUGGCUGCCAGUCUGUCUCUUACUCAGCUCUCCAGUGGAAACCCCAUCUAUGACAAAUACUAUCGUCAGGUUGAUCCGACUGGCAGUGGGUGGGUGGCAGCAGCUGAUGCAGCUCUGUUCCUGAAGAGGUCAGGCUUGGCUGACCUGAUCCUGGGGAAAAUCUGGGAUUUGGCAGACUCCGAAAGAAAGGGCUCACUUAACAAGCAGCAAUUCUUCAUAGCCCUGCGGCUGGUGGCUUGUGCUCAGAAUGGCCUGGAGGUGGCACUCAAGAGUCUUAAUGUGGCUGUUCCACCCCCCAAAUUUCAUGACACCAGCAGCCCACUGUUAGCAGGAGGAGUGGCCCCUGACCUGCCCUGGGUUGUCAAGCCUGAGGAGAAGAUGAAGUUUCAUUCCAUCUUUGACAGUCUGGGCCCAGUCGGAGGGAUGCUGUCAGGAGACAAGGUCAAGCCCGUCCUGCUUAACUCCAAAUUGCCAGUGGACAUCCUGGGCAGGGUGUGGGAGCUCAGUGAUCUAGACAGAGAUGGCAUGUUGGACAAAGAUGAAUUUUCUGUGGCUAUGUAUCUGGUGUACAGAGCUCUGGAGGGAGAGCCUGUUCCCAUGUCCCUGCCGCCUCCCCUGGUUCCACCCUCCAAGAGGAAAAAACCUUCGGUGCCUCCCGUGAUGCCCCUGUUACCCUCGCCCCCCUCUGUCAAAGACAGUCGCUCCUCCCAUGCUGGCUCUAAGACCAUGCCCCACCCUCCUAAACCCACCCCAGCUCCUGUCCCUGCCCCUGUCCCUGUCCCUGUCCCAACACCAGCAGCUGCCCCUUGGGUGGUGUCGCCAGCAGAGAAAGCCAAAUAUGAUGAGCUGUUCAACAAGACAGAUGCUGACAUGGACGGCUUGGUGUCUGGACCUGAAGUCAGAGAUAUAUUCCUCAAGACUGGGCUGCCCUCUGCCACACUCGCACGGAUUUGGGAGCUCUGUGACAUUGGAGACAUAGGGAAACUGACUCGAGAGCAGUUUGCCCUGGCACUUUAUCUAAUCAAUAUAAAACUGACUAAAGGCACAGACCCUCCACAAAGUCUGUCCCCAGAGAUGAUUCCUCCCUCUGACAGACAAAACAUCAAACAGAACAAUGCAGUUAACUUAGCAGCCGACUUCUCUGCCAUCAAGGAACUGGACACGCUUAGUAACGAGAUUGUUGAGCUGCAAAGGGAGAAGAGCUCUGUGGAGGAGGAAAUCAAGGAAAAGGAGGAGGCCAUCCGACAACGCAGCAGCGAAGUGCAGGAUCUUCAAGAUGAGGUGGCGAAGGAGACCGAGGUGCUUCAGCAACUCCAGGCUCAGCGCCAGAAAGUGCAGGAGGCUUUAGAAGAGUUGGACCAGCAGAAGGCCUCCCUGGAGGAGCAGCUCGUUCAUAUUCGACAGCAGACUAACCAAGAGACCCAACUUAUCACAUCACUGCAGUCGGAGCACGAGGGGCAGGAACAGAGGAUAUGUCAGUAUGAGGAGGAGCUGGUGCAGGCACGAGAGGAGCUUUUGGCUCUGCAGGAAGAGAGCAGGAGACUACAGGAGAAGGUCCAGGCUGCUCAGGAGCAGCUCACUCCUCUUCAGGAGUCUGUGCGUGACUCUUUCACACAAGUUGCACAGGUUCAGCAGAAACUGAAUGACCUUCAGGUGGAGGAGCGAUCAGUGACUGCUCAGCUGAGCUGGAAGAGAGCCCUUGAGGACAGCUCUCCUGUCAUGGUCAAUGGAUCAGCAGGCCCCACCGCAGAGCUCCACCAUGGGGACCUCUUCCAGGGGGACCUCUUCCAGGAGGACCAGCCCAAAGAACUGAAGGUGGAAGAACCAGCUGCUGUCUGCAGUCAGCAGAAAGAACAUUCAGAUCCAGAGGAGAAAGGAGGCUUGAAUGAGAAAGAAGAGGAAGACGAGAAGGAAGAAGAGAGUCCAAAGGCUGGGGAAGAUGAAAAGCUGAAACAUGAUGCCUUGGAUGAUCUCUAUAGUAGUCUAGCCUCCUCUGACAUGUACAGUCUGUCGACCCUUGUCAAGCCAUGGGAAAGCAAUGUUAGGGAACACAGUAGCCCUGCUCCCGACAUCUCCUCUGAGGUCAUAGAUGAUGCAAAGGGGUCACCCAAGGAGAGCCCACCAAAGGUUUCAUCACCAGAGCCAGAGAGCAAACAGGAUCCUGCAGAGCCUACAGAAACAACCACCUCCUCCUCUCCAAUUCCGGCUGGCCCUCGCUCCAUGCCACCACAGACCAGCCCUCCCUCCCUGCCUGAGAUGGAUUUCUUCCAUUCAGACCCCUUUACUGACCAUGAUCCUUUCAAAGAUGAUCCUUUUGGAAAAACGGAUGCUGGAGCAGAUCCUUUUGGAGGAGAUCCAUUCAAAGGCUCAGACCCCUUUGCUGCAGACAAUUUCUUCACACAGACCUCCAGCACCCACUUUUCUUCAGAGGACCCUUUCUCUGCUUCAGCUGACCCAUUUAGUACCACUUCUGGCAUGCCAGAGCCAGACCUGUUCGCAGCCAAGAUGAACGAUACGGCAGCUGUGCCACCAGGCCCGGAUCCCUUCACCUUGAAAUCCACCAAUCCAACUGUAGCAUCUAAUGAUCCGUUCAGCUCCAAAGGGAACAACACACCUGAUUCAGACCCAUUCGGAGGCAAAAUGACCAACACAAGGGAGGCAGACCCGUUUGGUUCUCAAGAUGGCGGGAAAGAUCCUUUCAGCUGCUCCCCACCGAGCUCUGAUCUGGCAGUGAAGGACACGGCAGCAACCAAUGACCCUUUUGCCCCAGGUGGUACUACAGUGAGUGCCUCCUCAGAUGCAGAUCCAUUUGCUGCUGUGUUUGGCAAUGAAUCAUUUGGAGGGGGCUUUGCCGAUUUCAGUGCUUUGGCAAAGUCAAAUGGUGCUGACCACUUUGGAGUCGACAGCAAGAACCUCUUCCAGGAAGAGAGUCAACCUGCCAGCUCUGAUGUGCCCCCAGCCCUGCCGCCAAAAACGGGUACGCCAACUAGACCUCCUCCUCCACCUCCAGGUAAGAAAUCGUCCAUCCAUAGAACAGAGUCCUCUGACUCCUUCCAUCGCCGAGGGAACUUCAUCCCACAGACUUCGGGAGACUUCUCCUCCUCUUCCUCCUCUUCCUCCCUGCCUGCAAAGGAUCCUUUAGCCGACCCCUUCGCCCCCUCCUCCCCUCCUCGCCGCAACGUACGGGAAGCUGACGGAUUUGCCAGCUUUGACAAAUAUCCAACCGAGGAAGACAUGAUAGAGUGGGCAAAGCGCGAGAGCGAGCGAGAGGAAAAGGAGCGACUCGCCAGGCUCACCCAGCAGGAGCAAGAAGACCUGGAGCUGGCCAUCGCUCUCAGCAAGUCUGAACUCUCCUGAGGAGGCUCCAGUCCCCUCCACUGUUGUGGCUCGGCACGGCACGGCACAGCCUGACCCAGCCCAGAAAGCACCAAAGGAAAGUGGGGAUUGUAUAGGACUGAUUCAGCAUCACCUGCUGACCCCAUGAAGAGACUCAAAACUCAUCUGACUCGUUCAACCCCCCCCUUCUUCCAUGACUGUCCAUCCUGUUGGUCUCCGUGGUUUUGAUUGGACGAGAGGACCGAAAUGGAGUGGUUUUUUUUUUUUUUUGUUUUUUUUUUUUUUAAAGAAUGGAUGUUUAAGUGAAAACUGUUAAAUUGUUAACAUCAUCAUCUUUUGUUCAUUUCAAAAGCAGGCAGCAAAUGCCACAUUAGCUCCCCAGAAUGUAAUUUAUUUAAACAUGCACUCAAAACUGGUCCAGUUUAUACCUACUAAACAAACUCACUACAUUUCAUUAAGUCUCAGCUCUCUUUGUGAGGGUUUGAUGAGAUUUUGGUAAUUUUGCUAAUUUUCUAGAACCUAGAAAUUCCCCUAAUUUUUGUUUUGCUCUCUAUUAAGCUUCUGAGGCAACCACAGUAAACUGGGGAAAUACAGGGGUUUUUGUGAGUUCUGUUUCUAAUAAUCUGUAGUCCCUUUAUAACAGAGCGUGUUUUGUUCCUCUCCCGUACAGUGGCACAGGGAAGAUCAGAUUUUUUUUUCUUUUCCUUGAACAGGUCAGCAUGAAUCACCAUUUCCAUGUGUUUAACUGGAAGCUACCGGUCCUGUAAGAUGUGAAAUGCACUUGUGGGUUUAUGCUAAAAUGGAACAAAUCUACCACAGCUACCUUUUCCUUUCAAAUUUCAGUCCUACUUUUUCACUGUAGCAUCUGUCUUGUGAGUGUUAAAGCAUUGAUUUUUUUUUUUUUUUUUUUUUGUUUGGAAGCAAUAAGGAAUGAAACUACAGCCAUUACAUUUUAUGAUGACAGAUUGGUUUGCAUUAAAUUAGGGCACACUACAGUAGUUUGCAGAACAGAAAGUACAUGAUUUGUUUUUCUAACAAGCAAGCUAAGUUCCUCUCAAGUACUUACAAUCUUUAAAUUGGUCUCAAAUGUUCAAUUUAUUGUGAAAAACAUUGUAUAAAUAUGUCCUGACAUGAAAGAAUGUACGUUUUUGAUGUAGCUCCAAAACUGGUGAGAUUAACAAAACGUAAGUUUAAAAAUAUAAACGGGGUUGUCAUAGAUGACUGUAAAUGUAGAUCCUACCUAAACUGAUCAUUAAUUGUGUUGUUAAUCCUGAUUGAUCUCCCUUAGGGAAACUCUCAAGGGCUCCUUAGCAGCAUGGAUGCUGAAUGGAUAACUACAGUAUACAACUGUGCAAUUUUCAUUUUACCACAUGAACAUUUGGUUCCAUCUCAAAAUGUGCCGCAGUCGGUGCUUCUCUUGUUACCGUGUGUACGAUUUUUUUUUGCUUUUCUAGUUUUUCCCGGAGGCAUUUCCUCUCUGAAAACGUGCUCCCUGGAUUUCAGAGUCUUACAUGAACUCAGGGGAAGUUGUUUGGUGUUUCUGCUUCUCAUUAGAGGGCGUAUUUUCUGCCCGUGCACCUCAGUCUCUGCAGGGAUUUAACUUGCAAAAGACCUGCUGAUGCACUGAGGUUACACACUCAUAAUGCACUGCGUCCUCAAGCCAGUUAACACCCACACAGCAGCUGGCCAACCAGCAAAGCUCUUUCACUAAACAUGACAGAAGGUUUCUGCUGGGGGAAGACUAGAUUGAAUUGCAGGAGGCCUUUGUUCUCAUUUCUUUAGCUCGUUUCUUAUCAAAAAAUGCACAAAAUUUUGGACAGCUCUUCCUGUUCUUACUUCUUUAAUGUGUAGCAAGCAAGUAACUUCUUCUUCUCAUGUCUCACCAGUUUACUGUCUGUGGUUGAUACAGCACUUCCUACUGAGAGCGCACACUCUCUCAUAUUGACGUUUAUUGUAA
This is a messenger RNA of Archocentrus centrarchus (flier cichlid), 5421 nucleotides long. It is a transcript of the gene eps15, whose product is annotated as epidermal growth factor receptor pathway substrate 15. The record is from RefSeq and is a predicted model, not a curated record. Gene Ontology annotation, molecular function: calcium ion binding; cadherin binding. The transcript has 25 exons. Gene Ontology annotation, cellular component: clathrin coat of coated pit; cytoplasm; plasma membrane. Lineage: Eukaryota; Metazoa; Chordata; Actinopteri; Cichliformes; Cichlidae. Gene Ontology annotation, biological process: endocytosis; endosomal transport. Bases 129 to 3485 code for a protein of 1118 amino acids.